Messenger RNA from Carassius auratus (goldfish), 3227 nucleotides. Its product is annotated as cyclin-dependent kinase 18-like. Bases 383 to 1780 code for a protein of 465 amino acids. The transcript is spliced from 16 exons. Lineage: Eukaryota; Metazoa; Chordata; Actinopteri; Cypriniformes; Cyprinidae. Gene Ontology annotation, biological process: protein phosphorylation. The record is from RefSeq and is a predicted model, not a curated record. Gene Ontology annotation, cellular component: cytoplasm; nucleus. Gene Ontology annotation, molecular function: cyclin-dependent protein serine/threonine kinase activity; ATP binding.
UAUAAAAUCCUUCAGAGAGACACAUUUGCUUCCUGUAUGUGUUUAUUUUUGUAUUUAUUUUCUGUUAUGUUUUCCCGCAUCUCCUCCUGUCAGAAGGCUCUCUCAUGAGCAGAAGCAGGAGGGAGCUCAGAGAGGGACGUGAGACAAACGCCUGUGCCUCUCUCUAUACUGCAUGCACGCGUGCAAUGCGUGCUGCAGACUAAAUAAGACACCUCCAGUUUUGGAUUAUCUGUCUGGCGGUGCGCUGACUGCCUCCAGACCUGGAGGCCGCCCUCCUCCUUCUCUUUCUCCUCCCUUUCACACUGAAGGAAGAGUAGAGUAGAGACGGUCUACUGUUUACCUCCUGCAGACUCCAGCCACUCCUGACUUCUGGUCCAGCGACAUGAAUAAGAUGAAGAACUUCAAGAGGCGUUUCUCACUUUCUGUGCCACGAACAGAGACCAUAGAGGAGAACGAAUUUACUGAACAGAUAAACCAGCUCAAAAUCUGCUGCAAUGACGGUGUGGUGCCCAAUAGUCUGGGUUUACACAGCCUUCAGCCCAGUCCAGUGGCUCCAGACAGCCAGGCUCAAUCUCCCACCCAACUGCUGUACCGCAGCAAAGUCCAGCACCGCCGAUUCUCCAUGGAGGAUGUAACUAAGAGGAUGUCUCUGCCCAUGGAUAUUCGUCUCCCGCCGGAGUUUCUCAAGAAGUUACAGAUGGAAAGUCCUCCACCGUGCAAACCGCUUAGCCGCAUGUCCAGAAGAGCCUCACUGUCGGACAUUGGCUUUGGGAAACUGGAGACCUAUGUGAAGUUGGGCAAACUAGGAGAGGGCACAUACGCAACGGUAUUCAAAGGCCGCAGCAAACUCACAGAAAACCUGGUGGCCCUGAAAGAGAUUCGUCUGGAGCAUGAAGAGGGCGCCCCAUGCACGGCCAUACGGGAAGUGUCACUUCUGAAGAACCUGAAACACGCCAACAUCGUAACGCUGCAUGACAUCAUCCACACGGACCGAUGUCUCACCCUUGUCUUUGAGUAUCUGGACAGUGACUUGAAGCAGUACCUCGACAGCUGUGGAAACCUAAUGAGCAUGCACAAUGUGAAGAUCUUUAUGUUCCAGCUUCUUCGUGGUUUAUCAUAUUGUCAUAAGAGGAAGAUUCUCCACCGGGACCUGAAGCCUCAGAAUCUGCUCAUUAAUGACAAGGGAGAACUCAAACUGGCAGACUUUGGUUUGGCCAGAGCAAAAUCAGUCCCAACAAAAACCUAUUCGAAUGAGGUUGUAACCCUGUGGUAUCGACCUCCUGAUGUCCUGCUGGGUUCCACAGAGUACUCAACACCCAUAGACAUGUGGGGCGUGGGCUGUAUCCUGUACGAAAUGGCGACAGGCCGUCCCAUGUUUCCUGGAUCGACUGUCAAAGAGGAACUACACCUGAUAUUUCGCCUCAUGGGCACCCCUUCUGAGGAGACCUGGCCCGGAAGCACAGCUAAUGAGGAAUUCAGAUCCUACCUGUUUCCUCAGUACAGAGCACAAGCGCUCAUUAAUCAUGUGCCCAGGCUUGACACAGAGGGAAUAGAUCUUCUUACCGCUCUAUUGUUGUACGACACCAGGCGCAGGAUUUCGGCCGAGGAGUCUCUGAGACACCCUUACUUCCUGACUCUGGGCGAGAACAUUCACUCCAUACCUGACACCUCGUCUGUGUUUUCACUGAGGGAGAUCCAGCUACAGAAGGAUCUGGGACACAAGAGCUCAGUAUUCCAGCCGCUGGGUCGAGGCAAGAACCGCAGACAAAGCAUAUUCUGAAGACAAGAAUCCAAGUGGUGUGCAUGAAGGGAUCGCCAGAACAAAACCAUUAUGAAGCAAACAGCUUUGUUUCUCCAUUCCAAACGUGCAUGCAUGCAUGCAUCCAUUCACAUUCACACCAAUUUAUUAGUCUGUACUUCAGAAAACAGACUGAACAGAAGUGAAUCAUCCUCAGUCAUGAGCUGGUUACAACUGUAACAAAGGCUCAAUCAAAUCUAUCCUGCAGUCUAUUGCAAACCUUAAAACCACACUGAUACUUAAGCUGAAGACAUUUAGACUUGAGAUCUGCCUCUUCUCUGCCAGGAUCUAGUAGUAUUUUCAGACAUUCCUAGUAUUUUUAAUUGUGCGUUUAUGUGUAUGUGCCAAGAAACAUGGUAGCUUCAUGUCCUACUGUUUUUUUUCCAACGAGUUGAAAUUUCCUUCAUUUCUGUUUGAGGUUUGACUUGUUUUGCCAUACGUGUUUGAUGAGUCAUUGCACAAGCUGAUAUUGCGGUUUAUUUCAUAAGUAUUCAUUCAAUACUGUAAUACAGAGAAGAGUUGACAUAUUAAAAAUGUAAAUUGUCGUAUAAAUAUUUGAGCCAUUGAAUAAAGAAUUACUUGAAUUCUGUCAAGACACCAUUUAAGUUAAACUACUAAAAGUGCUGUAAGCGAUUCUAGAACAGAAUUCUUCUAAACCUCACCCUGUCCACAAAAUGAUUGACAGGCAGAGUUAAAAAAAAAGCUAUAGUUGCUUACAGCAUCUUUAACUAGUUACUAAUUUAUGAAUUCUUCAAAAGGUGCCUUUUGCUGACCGUAAGAGAUGAUGGGGUCCAAUUUUACGCCUUUCGAAAAACCAUCUACUUCAAUCUCCUCAAGGAUCUCGGUCCUUUCAAGUAAUUGUACAUGCAGAUAGUCAUUUUGCCAUUUAAGCUAAUUGCUUCUCCGUAUUUGCACAUGGCAUGCAAGUGUCCUGGACCUGAAACCUCAUGUUGUUCACCUUCUCCUACUGUAUCUUGUAGUUUGAAAAUGAAAGCACUAUGACUCUUUGUUGUAGACGGAAAUGAACACAAGUUAAAACUAAGCACAAACUAGUUUUACAGUGGACAGAAAUAAAAAGCUAGGUUUUAGUUUAAUGUUACUGCAGCAGCGGCACUAAUUUAUGUGUUUUGUGGUAAAUUAAAAUAUUUUAAAUACUCUAUUGAAAAGAAUUAAUAUAUAAAUAUAUGUAUUUUGACAAGUGUUUUCUUUAUUCUCAGUGAACUUUUGCCAGAAAAAAAUAAACCAUUGUAUUAAAUUGACUUAGAUGAUGUCUAAAUGUUUUAUAAAAGAUUUAGAUUUUUGUAUGAAAUGUGACAUAAAAGAUUUUGUGUGAUUUGUCUAUUCUAUUAUGAUAUGAUAUUCUGAUAAGCUGAAUGUAUUGUGACUGCGAAAAUGCCAAAAAUAAUUAAACAAUAAACGAAAUAAACGC